Knipowitschia caucasica is the source of this 663-nucleotide messenger RNA. The record is from the annotation of a GenBank genome assembly. Lineage: Eukaryota; Metazoa; Chordata; Actinopteri; Gobiiformes; Gobiidae.
AUGUCACACUACGAGAAGCUCACGUACAGCUUCAGUGGAGGGAGACACAGGCCCCAGACUCCGCCCCCUCAAACACAGGCCCUAGACUCCGCCCCCCCAGACACAGGCCCCAGACUCCGCCCGAGACUCCGCCCUCCCGGACAGAGGCCUCAGACUCCGCCCCCUCAGACACAGGCCUCAGACUCCGCCCCCUCAGACACAGGCCCCAGACGCCGCCCCCUCAGACAUAGGCCCCAGACUCCGCCCCCUCAGACACGGGCCCCAGACUCCGCCCCCUCAGACACAGGCCCCAGACUCCGCCCCCUCACACACAGGCCCCAGACUCCGCCCCCUCAAACACAGGCCCUAGACUCCGCCCCCCCAGACACAGGCCCCAGACUCCGCCCGAGACUCCGCCCUCCCGGACACAGGCCCCAGACUCCGCCCCCUCAGACACAGGCCCCAGACUUCGCCCCCUCAGACUCAGGCCUCAGACUCCGCCCCCUCAGACACAGGCCCCAGUCUCCGCCCCCUCAGACACAGGCCUCAGACUCCGCCCCCUCAGACACAGGCCUCAGACACAGGCCCCAGUCUCCGCCCCCUCAGACACAGGCCUCAGACCCCGCCCCCUCAGACACAGGCCUCAGACUCCCGCCCCCUCAGACACACACACAGUAUUUAUAG